GUAAGUGUAUCUUUAAGUACUGAUGACGAGGUCGCUGUGCGACUGAUACAGGAUAACCUAGAUGGGCCCUGGUGGCCCUUUGUUAUCCUAUUAUUUAUGUUAUGUUAUGUUAGCUAGCCUUUCUUCCUGAAGUGAUCAAUCUUUGGAUAGGACUGAGAGAAAUUUUGCAGCACACACCAAACCAUUCUUCUGGCUAACUUUCGUGACCCUGUUCGAAGACUGGUAUCUCUGUGGGCCUUUUUGUUUGAUAGUUUUGUUAUCCUUGGCCAGUUUAUAGUUUCAGCCAACCAAUCUGUGUCGCCAUUCAAAAAUGUUGCACCUAGUAUAUAUGGGGUUCAAAUUACUCGUAAUCAGGAGCUCUAUCUCUUGAGGUGGGUAAAGAACACGUAGCUGAUUGUGGUGAAACUUUGCAGUAAUACCCAAUAUAUACCGACCUCACAUUCCCAACAAUCUUGUGGGGACCCAAAUCUGGGUUUUUGGGUAGGGGAGCAUUAAAUUUAGUAACAGGCUUUGAAGAAAUGGUAAAAAAUCAACAAAAUGUUAUAACAAAAACUCUGAAAAUACAUUAAUUACAGUUCUGAGAGUGGUGGCAGCAGCUGCCAUGAGUGUUGUGUUAUUGGUGAGCAGUGUUGCCAAUAAUCAAGGAUUACUAAUCAAACCCAACAUUGUAACCUAGCCAUGGGGAGGAAGGGGGAGGGGCACAGAUUCUGAAAGAGUUACUAACCAGACCUAACAUUAUAACCUUGAUUUAAUGCUUCCACACCCAAAACUCCAGAUUUUCCACAGGUACCCCAAGAUGUUGGGGAUGACAGUUUCUCAAGGCCGUCGUGAUUCCAGUUGGAAGUCGAGACAACGCCAAGUGCUGGACUCAGAGAAGAUCAUGGAUCCACUGGUAGACUUCCAGGAAUUUGAUCUGUUCGAGGAAUUAGAAGCUGUAAGGGUGAGGCUGCCAAGAAGAAUAGUGAAAGACCAUUUGGAUUUGUUCCUAACCCUGACUGAAGAGGAAUUCACCUCCAGGUUCAGGCUAUCCAAACAGACUGCGAGAUCCCUGCUCACUCAGCUACAUUUACCAGAGGCCAAUGAUUCAAGAGGGUGUCCUGUGCCACCUCACCUCCAACUCCUCAUCACCUUAGAUGGAUGGCAACGGAUGAUUUGCAGCUUACAAUCGUUGAUGCUUUUGAAGUCUCGCAGCAGUUUGUAAACGCAUGCUCUUCACGUACUUUACAUACCAUUGCUACUUUAUGUGAGCAGUAUGUACAAUUUCCUGAUUGGCAUCACCUGAGGUCUGUUAAAGAGAACUUUAAUGCCAUAGCAGGUUUCCCUUCUGUAAUUGGUGCUAUAGACUGCACCCACAUUCCAAUUAUGAGUCCAGGUGGUCCUCAGGCAGAGCAGUUUAGGUGCAGAAAGGGAUUCUUUUCAUUAAAUGUACAAGCUGUGUGUGGUCCGGACUUGAAGUUGUAUAACAUAGUUUGUCGCUAGCCUGGAUCAGUGCAUGACAGCAGAAUAUUUAUGAAUAGUGCCCUGUAUGCUCAACUACAAGGAGGUGGUUAUGAUGGCCACCUGUUAGGGGACUCUGCAUACCCACUUUGCCCCUUUCUAAUGACUCCAAUUCUGAUUCCCAGACAGCAAAAUGAGUUUAGAUACAAUUUAGCUCAUGCAAAAACCCGUAAUCCCAUAGAAAGAGCAUUUGGAGUUUUGAAACGCAGAUUCCGUUGUUUGUCCAUUCCUAUGCGGACAAAUAUGGAUAAAACCAUAGCCACAGUUUGUAGUGCAGCAGUUUUGCACAAUCUUGGAAUUAAUUUCAAGGAUGGAUAUGAAAAUUUGGAGGACAAUGAUGAUGGUGAUGAUGGUUGUAUAGAGAAUUAAUAUGAAGAUGUAAUUCAUGAUGUGCAAAAGAGGCAGGCUGGACAAAGAAAGAGGGAUAACAUAAUCAGUAGUGUCUUUUGAGAUCUAUAAAUUUAAAUUUGAGAUCUAUAAUUUUAAAGUUGAAAAAGUAAAUUUUCAAGAAAUGGCCCAUAAAGAUUUCUCCCACUGCUGUGAAGAUGUGUCUCACUGGUGAAGAUAUUUUCAUGUUAUAUAUAUUUUUUUAGGAUGUGAAUGCACAUCUACUAUAGUUUUGCAAUAUUAGUAGUGUAAUAAAGUGAAUAUAAAACAACA
Messenger RNA from Portunus trituberculatus (swimming crab), 2157 nucleotides. RefSeq names its product 28S ribosomal protein S17, mitochondrial-like (gene mRpS17). Gene Ontology annotation, molecular function: structural constituent of ribosome. Bases 752 to 1201 code for a protein of 149 amino acids. The transcript is spliced from 4 exons. The record is from RefSeq and is a predicted model, not a curated record. Gene Ontology annotation, cellular component: mitochondrial small ribosomal subunit; ribosome. Gene Ontology annotation, biological process: mitochondrial translation. Lineage: Eukaryota; Metazoa; Arthropoda; Malacostraca; Decapoda; Portunidae.